This is a messenger RNA of Desarmillaria tabescens, 420 nucleotides long. RefSeq lists its product as uncharacterized. The transcript is spliced from 3 exons. Bases 46 to 351 code for a protein of 101 amino acids. The record is from RefSeq and is a predicted model, not a curated record. NCBI's taxonomy places the organism in Eukaryota, Fungi, Basidiomycota, Agaricomycetes, Agaricales, Physalacriaceae.
CCUCUUUUCCAACUCGACCAGCCCUGGCCCAGCACCAACACCAACAUGGGUGAUGUCGCUAUGGGCUUCGCCUACCUUAUCUCUUGUUGUUGUUGCUGCUUCUCCAGCGACCCAGGACCCGAAGGAUCUGGCUUACGAUACGCGAAACGGGACCCCCGAGAGGAUUUGGUAGAUCAGGAAUUCAGAUCACGGAUGUACAAGAAGGAUAAGGCUGGGUACAUCCAUAUGCAGCCGAGAUCAUCGAGCUCUACAAGUGCCGUUUUCUUCAAAAUUACCCUUAUCACCGGAAGAUCCAACGUUGUCUUGACCUUUCAACCGGCGUCCGAUCGCAGCGAGAAGAGGCAGCUAUAAUUAUUGCGUUGUACUGCUGUAUCGCGACACUUCGGGCCGUAGUCCUGGCCGUCUUUUGCUUGGAGCUGA